GCAAAUGUCUGAUUCAACAUUUUUACAUCAUAUUUCUGUUAUAUAUGUGAAUAUCUCUUACAUUGAUGUACCCCAAAAAACGACAUGUUGGGAUUUCAUAAGCUUGCAUCCACUUGAAUGUAGUUGAAAUUAUUUAAAACUUAAAAGUGCAUUCACACCCAACUGUUUUAGGAUAUGCUUGGAUGUUAAACUUCUAUAUUAUCAAUGCAGAAAAUGCUAAAAAUAAGAAGCAAAUCAUGUCAAACUCACAACGAUUUCCAGUAAGGAUGUUUGUCAUGUGUGUUCCUGCAGCUCUCCGGCUUGUUCACAAGUCUGGUUGUCCUGAUUGUCCUGCUGCUGAUUGGCCCGCUCUUCUACUUCCUACCAAAGGCAGUGUUGGCAUGCAUCAAUGUGACCAGCCUCAGGCAGAUGUUCCUGCAGUUCCAGGACUUACCUGAACUGUGGAGAAUCAGCAAGAUUGACUUGAUGGUGUGGGUGGUUACCUGGCUCUCUGUAGUGGUACUGAACGUGGAUCUUGGCCUCGCUAUCGGAGUGGUUUUCUCGAUGAUGACCGUCAUCUGCCGCACACAAAGGGCAGGCUGUUCAGUGCUUGGUCGGGCCAGCAACACAGAAAUUUACCGACCUCUGGAGAACCACAACAAGUGCUAUGAGGUACCUGGAGUGAAGAUCCUGACAUACAACGGGCCUAUUUACUACGGGAACCGUAGCUUCUUCAGGGAGGAGAUGAGCAAGCUGCUGGGCCUGACGCCAGAGAAGAUCCGCAGCCGAGAAAAAGCUAGAAAAGCCCUGGAGAAAAGAGAGAGAGACGCCACCGUCAGCACUGUGGAGAGAGGCAUUGCAAACACAUUGUUUUCUUCAGAAAAUGAGUUCUUCAAAUCUGAAACAUCAGAGAUUGAUGUUCAGGCAGUGCUAAUCGAUUGCAGCAGUGUGACAUUUGUUGAUGUUGCUGGAGCAAGACUUUUUGUACAAAUGUGUUCUGAAUGCCAGAAAGUUGGAGUUCAUGUAUAUCUGUCAAACUGCAAUGAGAGUGUCUUAAAGAUCCUAACGUCGAGUGGUCUAAUGACCUACAUGAACCCUCAACAUAUUUUUGUCACUGUUCAUGAUGCAGUGAUGUAUAUUCAACAGCAGAAGGAAAAACCUCCAGAGAACACCACGACUGUUUGGGUAUGAGCCAGGAGGAAAGUGAUGAGUCAUACUCUGACGAAGGCACACUGCAAUAAGACUUCAGCAGGGACUCUGUCUCUCAGCUGCAUAGCAAUGCUCCACUAUUUGAUCCAUACUUCACUAUAUUAUAAAGAAGCAGUAGCCUGUUUUAGCACUAUGUCAUGAAUAACAAUAAUUGUAACAUUACAGUGUUAACAGUAUUAUCACGGAUACUGGAUUCACUCCUGGCACACAUUACAUUUCUGAGGGCUUUAAAGUAUGCAGAUACUAGAGACGUACUCAUAUAUUCGGUCCAAAAAAAAGAAGAAAUAAACAAAUAUGUUAUUUUUGACUUAUUCCUAUAGAACUGUAUAUUGCAGAGUUUUUUUUUGUCUUUUAUUUUCUUAUAUGCUGGAAUAUUAGCACAGUGGUAUUUAUUUAGUUUCUGUUGGUUGUUUGCAAUACUGAUGAAUAUAAAGUGCACUGAAUAGUUUCUUAAAAUACUUUACUUUACUGUGUAUUUAUAUAUUUUUGAAAUAUGUGCUUGACUAUGCAACUAUGUACAAAAAGAUCUCACUGCCUUAAAAUGUGUAUGUAUUUUAACUCCAGAGAGACUGCACAGAUUUUAUUAAUUACUUUUGUAUUUGUCAAACGUUUUGACAAUAAAUAUAUCUUCAAACCUGACCUUUUUGUUGAUUUGAAUUACAUUUAGUAUCAGCGAAAAUGGCUUGUAGAUUUCUACAUCACUUGGAUACCACAUAGCUACUAAGGGCAAAUACAAUUAAAGGUAUAGGUAGUUUGGAAUUUGAAGCAUGCUGCUGUCAGAUUUUGAAAAGAGAAAGAGA
Messenger RNA from Notothenia coriiceps (black rockcod), 1988 nucleotides. RefSeq names its product pendrin-like. The coding region runs from base 409 to 1170 and encodes 253 amino acids. Gene Ontology annotation, cellular component: membrane. Gene Ontology annotation, biological process: transmembrane transport. Lineage: Eukaryota; Metazoa; Chordata; Actinopteri; Perciformes; Nototheniidae. The transcript is spliced from 10 exons. The record is from RefSeq and is a predicted model, not a curated record.